Messenger RNA from Betta splendens (Siamese fighting fish), 3804 nucleotides. Its product is annotated as immunoglobulin superfamily member 2-like. Bases 83 to 3082 code for a protein of 999 amino acids. The record is from RefSeq and is a predicted model, not a curated record. Lineage: Eukaryota; Metazoa; Chordata; Actinopteri; Anabantiformes; Osphronemidae. The transcript has 9 exons.
GUCAGAGAAGCGAGUCAGUCGCCGCGAGCCUCUUCACAGCUGCUAUGGUGUGAACGCAGUGUGAAUCAGAAGCGGACGCAGCAUGAAGCCUUACCUGUGCUCCACCUUACUUCUCUGGCUCGGUGUGUUCAUGGACUGCGGAGAGGCCCAGGUGAUGACUGAAGUGCCGGUGGGGCCUCUGUACCGCGUGGAGGGCUCUCCCCUCAUCAUCUCCUGCAAUGUGAGCGGCUUCGCCAGAAAGCUCUCGCAGAAACAGUUUGAAUUUCGCAUCAAGAAACCUGCAAAACCAGUUGAAAUCAACAUAAUCAGCAGUGAAGACAACUUCUUUGCCUAUGCCAUGUAUGCAGACCGCGUGAGGAACAAGGACAUAACUCUGGAAUACGUGAACGCAAACUCAGUCCUCUUUAAAAUAGGAACCCUACAGAAAGAUGACGAAGGGGAAUACGAGUGUACUGUACUCAACAAAGAAGGCAGUUACAGAGGAACCUACAGCGCUGUGAUCACAGUUAAAGUUCUGGACAAUUCCCUCAGUGUCUCAUCAAGCGAACCCGCAACGUUGGACUUGAACGAAGGCGACCCGCUCGCUUUGACAUGCCAAGCCUCCAGCAACACCAUCCAGCACACCCACCUGUCCUUCGCCUGGUACCUGCAGGCGCCGGGCGAAGACGCUGCUCGGACCAUCGUGACUCUGGACAAGGACUUCGUGCUGAGCGCGGGCCAGGAGUUCGACGCGCGCUUCCGAGCGGGACACAUACGGUUGGAUAAGGUUGGAGAGGCUGAGUAUCAGCUGAAAAUGGAUGAGCUGCAGGUGUCGGACCGCGGGAGGAUCUACUGCCACGCUCACGAGUGGGUCCAAGACCCUGAUCGCUCCUGGUACUGUGUCACCGACCAGAAGUCAGGGGAAACACAAGUGAAUGUCAAAGCCAGAGAGGUGGAGUCAGACACGUCGCCUCUGCUGGUGAGGAUCACAGCACAGCAGUCGGUUCUGUACGAGGGGCAGGGGCUGUCCCUGACCUGCAGCAUCGACACACCGGACCUGGAGCAGAAGUUCUUCUCUGUCGCCUGGCUCUGGGGAAACGUCUCGCUGGCCACGCUGGGCCCCACGGGCGUUCUGAGCGUGGGGCCGGACUACAGGUCCCGAGAGAAUGAAGGCGAGCUCAGGGCCUCUCGAUCCGGCCUCAGAGAUUACCGUCUGGUACUGAUGCCCGUCAGAACUACAGAUCACGGAGAAUAUACCUGUCGAGCCUGGCCUCAGGAGAGAGGGCAGGACGGACGCUUUGUUCAGGGUGGAGCCCAGGACUCCAAGCCCCAGCUGGUCAGCAUUUCUGCAUCGGAAAGCGGGAUUACUGUUGAAAUGCAAGGCAACUUCACUGUUAACGAGGGCGACAGGCUGAAGCUCACCUGUAAAGUGGGCGGAGUCAAGGGCCAGCUCUCCGUCACCUGGCUGCACAAAUCGGCGUCCGCGCCGGCGGCCGCGUUUGCCGACGUCAUCAGCCUCAGUCAGGAGGGAGUGGCGGAGAAGGGGGCGGAGUUCAGGAGCCGCAAGGUGAGAGCAGAGCGUCCGGCCGGUGACGUCUUCACCCUGGAGCUCGAUGAGGUCACGCCGUCCAGCUCGGGCGUCUACCAGUGUGCUGUGUCUGAAUGGAAGACCAACAGUAAGACCAACAGCCAGUCACAAACCAAGACUGUGACUGUGACUCCUAUAGAUAAGUUUGCGAAGGUGUCUCUGAAAAGUCGCAACAGCAGAGUGACCCUGGGGGAGAACGUGGAGCUGAUGUGCCGGGUCACGGGACCCCGCAUGCCCGUCACCGUGACGUGGAGCCUGCAGCGCGACGGCACCACCCCCGAUAACAUCCUGACGCUGUACUUCGACGGCUCCAUCAGCUGGUUCGGGAGCCACCAGCGGUACCAGCUGCGGGUGGAGAACCAGAAGAGCCAGGUGGUCCACUACCUGCUCAUCACUGGGGCGACCUACAGGGAGGCGGGCGCCUACCAGUGCAGCGUGUCGGUGUUCCUGCAGAACGCGCACAGGAAGCUGCCUCCGUCCAACCUGCUGGCCGUGGUGGUGCAGAAGCCAGUCUACGACCUUCGUCUCGCAGAGAAGGAGCAGCAGCAGCUGAGCGUCAUGGAGGGAGAGGACGUGGAGUUCAAGUGCAGCGUCGUCUCCGACCCGUCCAACCCGCUUCCCUUCUACAAAGUAGCCUGGUUCUACUCCGGGCCCGGCUCCUCCGAGAGCAGCGUCUCCCUGGUGGAGCUGGAUCACAUGGGCGUGCUGAGGUUCCCGGAGAACCAGGCGCUGCGCGGCCUGCAGGGGCGGCUCCAUCUGUCCCGACCCGCUCGCAGCAGCUUCCUCCUGAGCAUUCAAAGGGCCCGCGAGGGGGACGGCGGCAGCUACCAGUGCCGCGCCGAGCUGUACCAGCAGGACCCCGAAGGCGUCUGGCAGCAGGAGGCGGCCGACAGCGGCGGCCCGGUGGAGCUGUCUGUGAAUGUUACAGAAAACAACCUUCUCCUCAAAAUGGAGGAGUCUGAGAUGAACGUGACCAGCGACUUCACGAUCCCCUGUAACAUCGACCGGCAGUCCAGCAACGACUCUGAGUUCCAGGUCACGUGGUUCUGGCAGAGCAGGGACGACGCGAAGCCACGCCCCAUCUUCACCUCCCGCAGAGACUCCACCCUUCAGGACAGGUCUGGGAAGGAUUUCCAGCUCAGGUUUUACCGCCCGCUCUCAAACCAGUUCAGCCUCUCAGUCCUGAUGCCAGGGCCUGCAACCAGCGGCCUCUACUUCUGCGAGGUGGAGGAGUGGCUGCCAUCUUUGUCCCGCAGUUGGAGAAAGGUUGCAGUGGAGAAGUCAAAGUCUCUGACUAUUAAUGUCCAAACAGACGCCCGGGCCUCCUCUGAUGCUGUUUGCAUGUCAGUUGCCUGGAUUGGGGUACUCGCCGCUGUUACUGCACUCUCGCUGCUGGCUGUAUUAGGGCUGGCGCUCAAGAUGUGUUUGUGCAGCGUCUCGGGAGGAAAGAAGGGAGCCCAGUCUCUGUGGGCAGAGCAACUGCCUCUUGACACCAAACCAGGUGCAGAGGGUUGAACCUCCCCCGACAGGAGAGGAGGCUGUAGGGGAGGACGGGGGAGGGGGGGCUCUAGUGCUUUUUUUAAAUGUGCUUGUACAGUAAUGUAUGCAGUGAUGUUUUAUAAUUUAAAGUGUACAGAUUUUAUACAUUUUUUAUAGAAAGUUUGAUAAUUGUUUUUUAGCGAUGGCUUUGUUUUAUGAAUUAAUUAAUUAAUUAAAAUGGCCCUUUUUGUCCAACCACUCGUGGUGGACUGUCGAGUUCACCUACAGGACAAAAGCAACUUGUGUCAGCUCAGCUCGUCUCUGGGAGCAGCUCACGCAGAUGUGUGGGAAUAUCUGAAGCUUCUCUGAGUUGGACGGCGGUGUGUCAGACAGGAAGUGCUCUGCGGCUUCCUGUCUGUGUUCUGUGACUCAUUUGCAGACGAAGUCGCUGUAUUAACAAAAAGGUCACGAGCGAAAAGAUCAGCUACCACAAACAGGAUCCUUGCCCUCGUUAUGGACGUGCCGUGAUAAAGGUUGCACAAGGUUUUCUGCAACUGAGGAUACGUCAUAGACGCCAUACUGUGCCUGAACCUGGUUGCACCACUUCACUUCUUACAACAGCGUUGUGACGCAUCCGCGCCUCGAGGGGCGUGUGUGGGCUUGAGUGAGUGAGUGAGUGAGUUUGUGUUGCAAAACCGACCAGGUUUUUAGACAUUUGGGCCUAAAAUGAAAGCAACGACAGUGAUGUUUUGAAGCGG